AUGGAGAAAAUGGCCAGAGUGACCACCGCUCUCGGUGGCAACACGAUCACUGGACGGACCAUGUGCUGCCACCUGGAUGCCCCUUCUAAUGCCAUCAGCGUGUGCCGUGACGCCGCUCAAGUGGUUGUGGCCGGACGCAACAUUUUCAAGAUCUACUCCAUCGAAGAAGACCAGUUUAUGGAAAAACUGAAUUUGCGCGUCGGCCGCAAACCAUCUCUGAACUUCAGCUGUGCCGACGUGGUGUGGCACCAGAUGGAUGAGAAUUUGCUGGCCACGGCGGCCACGAACGGGGUGGUGGUGACGUGGAACCUUGGCAAGCCCUCUCGGAACAAACAGGACCAGCUUUUCAUGGAGCACAAGCGAACGGUGAACAAGGUGUGCUUUCACCCAACUGAGGUCUAUAUGCUCCUUAGCGGGUCUCAAGAUGGCUAUAUGAAGUGCUUUGACCUACGGAAGAAGGAUUCGGUCAGCACUUUCUCUGGUCAAUCGGAAAGCGUCCGUGACGUCCAGUUUAGUAUCCGUGACUACUUCACCUUUGCUGCCACCUUUGAAAAUGGCAACGUUCAACUGUGGGAUAUUCGCCGGCCUGAUCGCUACGAGAGGAUGUUCACAGCCCACAACGGACCUGUGUUCUGUUGUGAUUGGCAUCCAGAGGACAGAGGCUGGUUGGCCACAGGCGGCCGAGAUAAGAUGGUGAAAGUCUGGGACAUGAGCACCAACCGGGCCAAAGAGAUCUACUGCGUGCAGACGAUCGCCUCCGUAGCCCGGGUCAAGUGGAGGCCCGAAUGCAAGCACCACAUUGCCACUUGCUCUAUGAUGGUGGACCACAACAUCUACGUGUGGGACAUCCGGCGCCCGUUCAUCCCCUCUGCCAUGUUUGAGGAACACAAAGACGUCACCACCGGGAUCGUGUGGCGUCACCUGCACGACCCUUACUUCCUCCUCUCAGGAUCCAAGGACAGCACUCUCUACCAGCACAUCUUCAAGGACGCCAGCCAGCCGAUCGAACGGGCGAACCCGGAGGGUCUCUGCUACAGCCUCUUUGGAGACCUGGCUUUCGCGGCCAAGGAGAGCCUCAUUUCCUCCGACUCAAACCGCAAGCCCUACCUCGGGGACCGCCGCCACCCCAUCUUCUUCAAGCGCAAGCUGGACCCCGCGGAGCAGUUUGAGUUCAUCUCCUCCUCCAGCGCCCUCAGCGUCUUCGAAGCAGACGCCGGGUGCGAUGCCAGCAGCAUGGAUUGGUUUGUGCGGACUGCCAAACAGUACCUCCUGACCGGGCGACCGCUGGCAGAGCUGUGUGACCACAACGCCAAAGUAGCCAAAGAGCUUAAGCGCAACCAGGUCGCUCAGACGUGGACAAUGCUCCGGAUUAUUUAUUCAAGCCCUAACAUCGUCCCUGCCACGAACCUCAACCACAGCCUGGGGAAAAGUAGCUCUAACCUUCCACUCAUGAAUAGCUUUAACUUGAAAGAUAUUCCCUCUGGAAUAGGCACUGAGUCACGGCUGGAGAGGACCAAGGGGGAGAACCGUCCCGAAGCCAUUCUCAUGGAUUCAUCCUCAACUCUGAUCAAUAAUGAUGAGAACGAAGAGACAGAAGGAAGUGACGUUCCUGCCGAUUAUCUCCUGGGCGAUGUGGAAGCUGAUGAAGAUGAUCUGUACAUGAUGGACCAUGAGAAUCCUCACACCGAAGACCAAGAGUAUAUCCUUCCCCAGGAAGCCUUUCCUUUACGCCACGAGAUUGUAGACAACCCCUCUGCACUGGACCAUCUGCAGGACAAAGCCGACUCGCCCCACGUCAGUGGCAACGAGGCGGAGACCGUUUCUCUCACUCCCGUGGAAUCGUUCUCCCUCAUCUCCAUUUCACACUCCCUUUACGAGAAUCGCCUGCCGGCCGAUUUCUUCAACCCCAUUGUCCAUGACAUGCUGCUCUUCUAUGCCGAGCAGGGAGACGUCCAGAUGGCCGUGUCGAUCCUGAUUGUGCUGGGGGAUCGCAUCAAGAAGGGGAUUGACGACCAGACACAGGAACAUUGGUACAUGUCCUACAUUGACCUGCUGCAGCGGUUCCAGCUGUGGAACAUCUCCAAUGAAGUGAUCAAGCUGAGCACUUGCAGGGCCAUCCACUGCCUCAACCAGGCCUCCACCACCCUGCACAUCAACUGCAGCAACUGCAAGCGGCCCAUGAGCAACAAAGGCUGGAUCUGUGACCGGUGUCGGCAGUGUGCCAGCAUGUGUGCCGUGUGCCACCAUGUGGUCAAGGGCCUCUUUGUGUGGUGCCAAGGCUGCAGCCACGGUGGUCAUCUGCAGCAUAUCAUGAAAUGGCUGGAAACCAGCUCCCACUGCCCUACAGGAUGCGGUCAUGUUUGCGAAUACACCUGAAUUCAAAAAGAACGUU
Protobothrops mucrosquamatus (brown spotted pit viper) is the source of this 2392-nucleotide messenger RNA. RefSeq names its product WD repeat domain 24 (gene WDR24). Gene Ontology annotation, molecular function: protein binding. Lineage: Eukaryota; Metazoa; Chordata; Lepidosauria; Squamata; Viperidae. Bases 1 to 2376 code for a protein of 791 amino acids. The transcript has 9 exons. The record is from RefSeq and is a predicted model, not a curated record. Gene Ontology annotation, biological process: positive regulation of TOR signaling.